Molecule: messenger RNA, 2850 nt
Organism: Ziziphus jujuba (common jujube)
Lineage: Eukaryota; Viridiplantae; Streptophyta; Magnoliopsida; Rosales; Rhamnaceae
Product: receptor-like protein EIX2
Exons: 2
Coding region: 1-2850 (949 amino acids)
Molecular function (GO): protein binding
Source: RefSeq, a predicted model, not a curated record
AUGAGAGGUACUGGUAGAUCGAUUGCAUGGUGUGCUGGACUUGUAUUAUCCAUUGCAACCAUUGCUAUAUUCAGCGAGGGUGGCAAAAGUAUAGUUCAAGCACGGUGCAUAGACAGUGAGAGACAAGCUCUUCUUGACUUCAAACAGGGCCUUGAAGAUUAUCAUAACACCUUAUCCUCUUGGACAAGCGGCGAAGGAGAAGACUGUUGCCUUUGGAGAGGUGUCAAAUGUGACAACAAAACCAAUCAUGUUGUGGUACUUCGUCUUGGUGAUCAUGUUCUUGAACCAGGCAACUUUGGUCAUGACUACUCCAGAUACUUUCAUGACUUUGAUUAUUAUGUCAUAAUCGAGCCUAACAAGUUCAUUGGUUCUUUAACUCGGCUUAGAUACCUUAACCUUGGAUCCAAUCCAAUAAGUGGAACUAUCCCUUCCCAACUUGGUAAUCUCACUAGGCUGCGUUUUCUUGCUCUUGAUCGUGCCGAUGAGUUGAUUGCUGAUAAUCUGGAAUGGCUUCCCCGUCUUUCAUCGCUGACAACCCUUAAAUUGGGUACUCUCACUCUAUCCAAGCCCGCCGAUUGGCUUCAAUCAAUCAAAAUGGCCCCUUCAUUGUCAAGCUUGGAAUUGUUUGAGUGCUAUUUUCCUUAUAAGGUAGCUACUUCAUCUCUUUCUCAUAUAAAUUCUUCCAAUUCUCUUAGAGCUCUUGUCAUAAAACACAGUAAAUUCCAUCCUACAGCAAUUCCUUGGUUGCUCAAUGUCAGCUAUAAUUUAGUCAAUCUUACUAUAAAGCAUAGCGAAAUAAUAGAUCCACUCCCAAAUUCUUUUGACAGUAUGAGGUCCCUUGAAAACAUUGAUUUGAAAUCAAAUAAACUUGAAGGUGGAAUACCAAAAUCCUUGGGGAAUCUUUGCAAUGUAAAGUCUCUGGAUCUUUCUUUCAACCUUUUGAAUGACACGCUACAUCUUAUAGAGACUUUGACUGGUUGCACUGCCAAGUCCUUGGAGAUUUUGUAUUUGCAGGGCAACGAACUUGUAGGUUCAUUGCCUGAUCUUUCCCAAUUUUCAUCCUUGAAAGAGUUACGCUUAGCUGAUAAUAAACUAAAUGGUAGCUUAGCGGAAAGUAUUGGCCAGCUCUCUAAUCUUGAGAUCCUAGAAGUUUCUUCAAAUUAUAUUACUGGAGUAAUCUCCAAAGCCCACCUACAAAAAUUAUCCAAAUUGAAGGGGUUAGAUUUAUCAUUCAACUCCUUGACAUUGAAUUUUGAGUCCAAGUGGGUUCCACCCUUUCAACUCUUUUCCUUAAAGUUGAGUUCUUGUAAGUUGGGUGCACCAUUUCCUGGUUGGCUUCAGACCCAGGUGAAAUUGAUUAACAUUGAUAUCUCUAAAUCCGGUAUUUCAGACAAUAUCCCUGACUGGUUCUACAAUUUGACACCCAAAUUAAUCAACUUGAAUCUGUCUUUCAAUUCUUUCAAAGGUAUCUUACCAAAUUUUCCCUUGAGAUAUGAUAUCUACCCAGUCAUUGAUUUGAGCUCCAACCAGUUUUAUGGUUCCGUUCCCGUUUCUCUUGCUAAUGCAUCUGCACUGAUUAUCUCCAAUAAUUCAAUUACGACCUUCAAGCUAUUCUUAUGUACAGAAGUAUCUGAUAGGCCAACAACUUUUCUUGACCUUUCUAACAAUAUGUUAUCUGAAAGCCUUCCUGAUUGUUGGAUGCAUUUGGGUAAAUUGAGAGUUCUUAAUUUGGAAAACAAUAAAUUGUCUGGAAAUAUUCCUUCCUCAUUGGGUUCGCUGGAUCAAAUUUCAACACUGCGUUUGAGCAACAACAGCAUCUCAGGAAUUUUGCCUUCCUCGUUGAAGAAUUGCAGUUUGCUACGACUUUUAGAUGUUGGACAAAACAAUUUGUAUGGAGAAAUACCAAUAUGGAUUGGAGAUUAUCUAACUGAUUUGAUUGUCCUGCAUUUAAAGUCAAAUAGAUUCUACGGGAGCUUACCUUUAAGUUUAUGUCAGCUUAGUGAUAUUCAAAUACUGGAUCUUUCCCUAAAUGAUUUAUUUGGAGUCAUUCCACGGUGCUUCCAUAACUUUACCCCAAUGAUUCAUGAAGCAGAUGAUUCUGAUUACGGUACUUUUGUCGAUGGCAUUGAUUCUUCAUAUAUCAUUGAUCCAUCGAGAGGUUAUGGACGAAUCUUUGUAAAUUAUGCAUACAUAACAUGGAAAGGGAAAAACUACAAGUAUGACAAGAAUCUCAGACUACUCAGAAUUAUUGAUCUUUCAAGUAAUAAACUGAGCGGAGAGAUUCCUACAAAUCUGACAAAUCUUGUAGAGUUGGUCCAGUUAAACCUCUCAAGGAACAACUUGAGUGGAACCAUCCCUGCGAGCAUAGGGAAGAUGAAGCUGCUGGAAUCUCUGGAUCUAUCCCACAACCAGCUUUCUGGUAAAAUUCCAAUGGGAUUAGCUGAUAUAUCUUAUUUAGCUUUCUUGGACUUGUCGAAUAACCAGUUGUGGGGGAGAAUCCCUACUGGCACUCAAUUGCAAAGCUUUGCACCUUCCCAAUAUUCAGAGAACAGAGGACUUUGUGGACCUCCUCUGAAUGUUACAUGUUGUGGAGAUGGAAAAUUGCAAGAAACUUCUACUUCAUGCGAAACCGGUGCUGGAAGAAACGUUGAAGAAGAUGAUGAAGAGUGGGUUGAUAUGUCAUGGUUUUACAUGGGAAUUGGAGUUGGAUUCGGUAUUGGGUUUCUGGGAACCUGUGGGUUGGCUUGGUAUUUCAACACUUCCUGGAGACGUAUCUAUUUUAACCAGCUUUUGGGUCGUCGUCGUUGGAGGACUAGCCACUAUGGAGCUAGAUUAAGAAGGCCACUUUGA